Molecule: messenger RNA, 813 nt
Organism: Alternaria burnsii
Lineage: Eukaryota; Fungi; Ascomycota; Dothideomycetes; Pleosporales; Pleosporaceae
Exons: 1
Coding region: 1-813 (270 amino acids)
Molecular function (GO): oxidoreductase activity
Source: RefSeq, a predicted model, not a curated record
AUGACGGACCAAAAGCGCUACACCAAUAAACUAGAGAAAUCACGCAUCCUAGUGAUCGGCGGAACGUCAGGCCUCGGCUACAGUGUAGCAGAAGCAUGCCUCGAAAACGGAGCGCUAGUGACUAUCAGUUCGUCAAAUAAGUCACGCGUGGACAGUGCUGUGUCCAAACUCAAGGAUGCCUACCCAUCAGCAGCCGACUCCAGCAAUCCCCGCAUCUGGGGUCUUACCGUUGACCUGGGAAAACCGGACACGCUGGAACAAGAACUGAAGACGCUUUUGGAUAAGACAGUAGGCAUCAUGCCAGAGGGUAAACUCGACCACGUUGUCUACACCGCAGGAGAUAAGCUAGCAGAGAUGAACUUGAGCGACAUGACAAUGUCGAAAAUCAUAGCCGCCGGCCAACUCCGUUUCUUCGCCCCUCUCCUCCUAGGAAAACACCUCCCCAACUACCUAGUCCAGUCCUACAAAUCCUCCUACAUCAUCACCACGGGCGCCGUGUCUGAGAAGCCGAUUCCCAACUGGAGUGUCGUCGGUUCGUAUGCUGGGGGUGGGCAUUCCAUGGUGCGCGGUCUAGCUCUCGAUAUGAAACCUAUCCGUGUUAAUGGUGUGAAUCCUGGAGCGGUCGAAACAGAACUUUGGGAUCAUUAUCCAGAGGAGCAAAAGAAGGCAAUUAUGAAAGCUAUGGAGGGGAAGAUGGCGACGGGGAGGGUUGGAAGACCGGAGGACGUAGCGGAGACGUACUUGGGGUUGCUGAGAGACUACAACGCCGAUGGAUUUAUGGUGAGGACGGAUGGCGGUGGAUUGUUGAUGUAA